Messenger RNA from Sycon ciliatum, 4166 nucleotides. RefSeq names its product rab3 GTPase-activating protein catalytic subunit-like. The record is from RefSeq and is a predicted model, not a curated record. Gene Ontology annotation, biological process: positive regulation of GTPase activity. The coding region runs from base 185 to 3448 and encodes 1087 amino acids. Gene Ontology annotation, molecular function: GTPase activator activity. The transcript has a single exon. NCBI's taxonomy places the organism in Eukaryota, Metazoa, Porifera, Calcarea, Leucosolenida, Sycettidae.
GUUGUCUUCGUCUUACCAGUGGCAUUGUUAGUCCCCGAUUUUCUGCGACAGAUUGCCGUGUCUUUGUCACAGUUUGUGUCUCAUUACUUACUCUUUUACCUCAUUUCAAGCAAAUCAGGUUCCCUACAGAUAAUGUAAUGAGAACGACCCUGCAGUGCUAGUGGUGUUCAGUUUGGAAAAUGAAAUGACGUUGUUCAAGCCAGAAUCAGAGGUGUUCGAGAUAACUGACUUUACGAAUGCUACAGAUUGGGAAAGCUUCACAACUAAGCUAGAGAAUGUAUUAUAUUUCCUUGGUGUUGGGAGCAAACGCCUGGAUGAGAGCAGAGUAGAUGCCUCCCCAGAAUCAGCUGUUUCGUUCCACACAAUCGUGCUGAGAGAACGCACUUUUUGUGUUUCCCUCAUUGUUGCCAGUGGUAACACUGUUCGAAGUAAGCCCUUCACCGACGUUCAGCAUGCUUUGAGUGAUUACAACGAUGACUACCCUGAGCGAUCACACUGCUUGACGUAUUGGUUUGGGUUGCAAAAGUUUAUCAUUCUUUCGCCGUCUGGUGACAAGUCAUUCAGCGUGUCUGAUACAUCAUUGGCCAACCAGCUGCUCAGCAGUCUGACCAUUGCUGCAGGGCAGGCGCAAUGCCAUAUACCACUGUUUGUACAAGUCCAUCAGAUAAGUCGAAAUAUGUACGACGGUGUGUGGCUGUCAGGGGAUGGCAUCCGCACGAACUUCUCUGUGCUGACACUUCCGAAUGUGCCGAACCAGUACAACUAUUUGUCCGGCCUGGGUGAGCUCUUCCAUGGUGAGAUGGGUGUAUAUAAGAAUGUACAGUCGCCAUUUGCGUCUCUUCGUUUCACAUACCUGUUGCGUGAGUGGCCUGAGAAUGUGCUGCACCGAGAAGUGGCAAAUCUGUGCAGCCUGCCCGUAGGUGGUGGUGGUGAUUGCCUUUCUUCCCUGCAGCUGUCAGUACGCUGGAGAAAAAUCCGGGUUGAUGAAGCAUUUGACACUGCACACCACCGAUCUCUUCAUCCCAGCUCUGCAGGAUGGUGGACGUUGCGUGCCAUUCGGUAUGACACCCCAACUGCAAACUCCAAUUCUUCUUCAUCUGCCGCAAGAACGUCUCAAAAUGAGCUAGCUCAGUUGAUGGCUGCCCUUUUGCAUCUUUGCCAGCGGGAGGAGCGACUUAAUCAUCUCCUAGGUCGACAUGCAUUUCAGGAGGAUGAGCCAUCGGCAGAGCUUCAGCAGAAUGUUCGUUCCGCAUUGCACAGGAUGACAUCACCAGCAAUGCGUGCUCCCACGUUGUCCUCACUUGUCCAGUCUGCAGUGGUUUCAUCAGCUUUAGAAGACUCUCCGCUGGAGGACGUGGUAAUUGACGAAAUGAUGCAUGCUGUCUUUCCUGAUAUGACUAACAACAGCAGCAGCAAUAACAGCCAAGUGAACGAUGAAAGGCCAGUGGAGGAGGACAGUGAAGUGGAUGUUGCCCCUCCUGAGAAUUCGAUUGAUGCUGCACCGUCGCGUGUUCUAUUCAAAUCCUGCCCUUCUGACAGCUUGCUUGUACGCAUUGCGUGCACUCUGUUGCGUGUUCAUUUUGAAUGUGGUGGCAUCCGGUCACUUGCGUACGUGUGGCGGGAGUUUGUCCUGGAAUUGCGACAUCGCUAUGAGCAUGCCAUUCCUCUGGUGGAUAUUCCGCGGGCAGCGGUGCCAGACAUGCGCUAUAGCUUACUGCAGCAAAAGCUACAGAUGUUGCAAUGUUGCAUUGAACACAAGCGGAAAGUAUCAGAGCAGAAGCAGCAGCCGCAGCAGCAACACCAAAGUGAGGCGUCUGGAGCAUCAGCUAGUGAAGUUGAGGCAACACCAGCAGCUCAAGAACCUGAAGGCUGGGGUGAUGCCGAUCUAGAUAUGGGCUCACAAUCUGAUUCGGACAGUGAUGAGUUCUAUGAAGCUGUUGAGGAGCAAGAAAGUGCUGCUGCAACAAGAACCGCGGCGGUGGAGGCUGCCAAUCAGAGUACUGCUGCAGUGGAUGAAGCCACCGCCGCCGCCGCCGUUUAUAUGGGGACUAGCGCUCCAGAAGGCGUUCUAUCUGUUGGUGAUGAACUUCAUCUGCUUGUGAGUGGCGCUCCACUCAACAUUCCCAUCACACAAGAUGUCACUCCAAUGACAGAGGACAUGCUGGCUGAGCAACAGGCUAUGCUUGCUGGCUUUGGAACAUCAGACGUUGCACGGCAGCUUCGUGCUCGUAUACAGAGUACUCAACUGCUUGCCGACAUGGAAGCUUUCAAGGCAGCCAAUCCUGGGUGCAUACUGGGAGACUUUGUUCGUUGGUAUUCUCCACGUGACUGGGUGGUAGACUCCACACCUAUGACAUCUAAUGAUACUGCUUCUUCAUCUACAGCCAGCGAUCCUGCCGAUGGCGAAUGGGACAUUGUUAGUGAAGGUGAUGUGCUGCAAGCCUCCACUACAGCCGAAGAUGCACAAACAGGGACUGAUGAUGCCGACGACUCUGCAGCAAUAGGUGGCAACAGCACUGAACAAAGUCGUAGUUGCCAUUCUUCGCCAGGCGGUUUUCAAAGCGACGGUGAGCGUGAUGAUGCCGACGCUCACUGCACUGAUAAUGCUGUGGCUAGCGAUAACACUGUCCUCUACACGGCUCCUGGUCACCUGAGUGUACGUAUGUGUGACCCGUCUUCACUCUGGCAUCAGACCUGGACUAGCGCUAGGUCCGUGCCAGCGCAUCGUCAGCGGCGGCUGUUUGAUGACACGCUUGAAGCAGAGAGGGUAUUCCGCUUUCUGGAGGAGAUGACGGUAGGCCAGUUGAUGCUGCAUGUUGCUCCGGUUAUUGUUUGUCACGCUAUAGAUGGUGUUGAUAGCCUAGCUGAGGCCGACUACAGUGCUGUUGGGCACUUGCUUGAUAUGGCUCGUGAUAGUCUCGCCCGUGUCUUCACUGCAUCAGUGGAAUUCUUGCCACAGUUAUCGGAUGCUGUGCUUCAUCUUGCGGAUGCUGAGUCCAAAGCCAUGUGUGCGCACUCGUUGCGGCUGGCACUAGAGUGGGGCUACGCACAGUAUUCUGCAUGUCACGAUGAUACAGCUCUGCCACUCAAUGUGAGUCAACUCAAACUGUGGAUCGAUGAUCUGCUCAGUGGCAUGUCUGUUGUGAUGAUGAUCAGGCCGCGACGGCCGUACCUACCUCCACUGGAGUGUGCUUUGCGUGGAUUGCUCACAUCGCAAGCACAUUCAGAACGUAGAGCUGCAACAUCACUCGGAGCAGCAGCUGAGCCAGAGGAGUCUAUGAAGUAUACUGUAUUCCCAGCUGCCACAGCACGUGAAUUCAUUCUGCGAGACACUCACCCGUUGCCGGGAGUGCGUUCUCGCCCCACUGCACACCGCUUGUUUGCCGCCAUCACACCAAAAGAGUUCCGCUUGGCAAGUGCGUUCUCCACAGACAUGACCUAUCUGUGAGUUCCAUCUUCCAGCUUGAUGUGUUCAUGAGAUGGCAGUGAUCCCAACAACACUGCUGAAAUGUACAUGACAUUGUACAUUAUCAAAAGUAAGCAUAACAAAAAACAUGUAUAUGUGGUGGUGUUUGUUUCCAGGGCGUGCAGGCGUGCUCUGUGUGUCCUUAUUUCCGUUUUUUAUUCGCUUCAAUGUCUCAGUACAGGUUUAUAUUUCCUGGUUUGCUUGAAUUAGUAGCAGGAUAGCAGCAUGCUGCUCUACACAAUGUACAUACUACACACAUGUACUUAUAAUGAUAUGUCUUUUGGUACGUCUGUAAACGCUGUGAUUGCUCAUACAUCAAGUAUCAGUAUAGCAACACCGUACUCGUUACACUUCUCUCUUAUUUUCGUUUAUUGAUAUCAUUAUGAGCGCUCUGUACUGGUACGGUCUGCCUCAAUAGUUUCCCGCGCUGCGCUUGUUUCAAAUCUUUAUUCUCACAAUAGCCAGUGGCCAAUAAGAGAUUGUUGUUGUUGUAGUCGUCAUCGUUGCCCCUGUCCGCUUUGCACAUUUGCGUAAACUGCCCUGCUGAUAUUGUUGUGCAUGUUCUACUUGCAGCAUUUCAACUUUCUUUUUAACCCCGACUUGCCAAAUUGUUUUCACUUGUGUGUUUGGAGCUUGGAAUUCAGCUCUGGUUAUCAAACGUGUUAAACAAAAUUUAAUGGCUCACAGUGGUGUUCGAAUA